AACCACAUAAGGUGUCGGUCUAAUACAAUGGAUUAAAAAAAAUGGAUAUUGGCUAAUACAUUUGGUUUCUUGAAGACAGCGGUAGACUGACACUAAAACCUGUGGUGGGACAUGAAUCUGAAGAGGUAACAUAUUGACUGAGAAGUGAGGCAGGCGCUCCUACAACACGGGGAGGGGAAAAAGAAGAAAGGGCGGAGGGUGAGCUGAUAGUGUGUGUGUGUGUGUGAGGAAAGAACAGAAGAAAGAGAGACCUGCUCACACAUGGACACUCUCACCCCCUCACACACACUCUCGCUCUCUUUCUCUCUAUUUCACGGAGCCGGGGAAGAACCGGGAAGGGAAGAAUGAGGAAGAGGUCCGCUGCGCUGCGCGCCUCCUAUCUGCAAAUGCGGGUUUGCUGAUGAAGCGCCGCUCCGGUCAUCCGAUCAUACAGGUCACUCAGGUCGCGCUGCAUGGAAACAAGGAGUAGGCAAGAAUAGCAAAAGAUAAAGGCAACAAAUAAAGGCAAAAAACUGUGUGUGCAUGGGAAUCCGGACUGCUCUUCCCUCCCUUUGUGCGUCUUUGUGGUUGGAUACGCUCUCUUGACUAGCGUAUAAGAGCUCCCUGCGUCUCCAUAACCAUUCCUCACUACGGGCUCUACCUCUGCCACCACUCCUCCUUCUCCUAUAACUCCUUCUACUUGCUUGCAUUGCAAGAAGAGCUAUAUUACUACCAAACUACGAGCCGUCAACACCGGAUUGAAAAGGUUCAACAUCCCAAAUAAACCUGAACUCACAGUCCUGGUUUUACCAUCAACAUGGACUACAGGUAUCACUCUACUGUUUGGUCUCCUGCACUGAGACUAGCAGUUGUUGCUGUGAUUCUCCUCCUUGAGCCCCAGACCACACUGGCUGGUGCCGCUCCUGAGCAAAGCCUGGGCAGCUCUGUUUUGGCUGUGUCUACAAAUAAAACGGAAUGCAGCAAGGCUGAACAGUGUACAAAUGGGGUGGUGCUACCCGUCUGGGAACCCCAAAAUCCAUCAUUUGGAGACAAGGUUGCCAGGGCAACAGUUUACUUUGUGGCUCUGGUCUACAUGUUCCUGGGUGUGUCAAUCAUUGCAGACCGUUUCAUGGCAUCGAUAGAGGUCAUCACAUCGCAAGAAAAAGAGAUCACUAUUAAGAAGCCCAAUGGAGAAACCACCAAAACGACGGUACGGAUCUGGAACGAGACCGUCUCUAAUCUCACCCUAAUGGCUCUGGGCUCAUCUGCUCCUGAAAUCCUACUCUCUGUCAUAGAAAUAGUGGGUCAUGGGUUCAACGCUGGGACACUGGGCCCCUCUACUAUUGUGGGUUCCGCAGCAUUUAACAUGUUUGUCAUCAUCGGGAUCUGUGUGUACGUUGUGCCUGACGGAGAGACAAGGAGGGUCAAGCACCUUCGUGUCUUCUUCGUCACGGCCGCCUGGAGUAUCUUUGCCUACAUUUGGCUCUACCUGAUCCUGUCAGUCAUCUCCCCUGGCGUUGUGCAGGUCUGGGAAGGCCUGCUCACUUUCCUCUUCUUCCCCAUCUGUGUCGUGUUUGCCUGGGUGGCAGACCGCCGGCUGCUCUUCUACAAGUACGUGUACAAGCGCUACCGCACGGGGAAGCAGCGUGGCAUGAUCAUUGAGACGGAGGGAGAUCGUCCACUUCCUUCCAAGGUGGACAUUGAGAUGGAUGGAAAGAUGCUGAACUCUCAUGGUGUUGACUUCCUGGAUGGUACACUGGGUUUGGAUAUAGACGAGAAGGAUUUGGAUGAGGAGGAGACCCGCAGAGACAUGGCUAAGAUCCUGAAGGAACUCAAACAGAAACACCCUGACAAGGAGGUGGAACAACUUAUUGAACUUGCCAACUACCAAGUUCUGAGCCAGCAGCAGAAAAGCCGAGCUUUCUAUCGGUGCCAGGCCACCCGACUUAUGACAGGUGCUGGCAAUAUUCUGAAGAAACAUGCUGCAGAUCAGGCACGAAAGGCUGUCAGCAUGCACGAGGUCCGCUCUGACGCUGGUGAUAAUGAUCCCAUCUCCAAGAUCUUUUUUGAGCCGGGCUCCUACCAGUGUCUUGAGAACUGUGGCACAGUGGCUGUGAAUGUGGUGCGGAGAGGCGGUGAUCUGGGCAAAACUGUUUCUGUGGAGUACCGGACAGAAGAUGGCACUGCUAACGCCGGUUCUGACUAUGAGUUCACGGAGGGCGUUGUGGUGUUCAAGCCAGGCGAGACCAUGAAGGAAAUUCGUGUAGGGAUCAUCGAUGAUGACAUCUUUGAAGAGGAUGAAAACUUCCUUAUUCAUCUUUCCAAUGUGAAGGUGUUGACCUCAGAAGGGGAAGGGCCAGAGGAAAAUGAAUCAGCUAAUCAUGUGGACUCUGUAGCGUGUAUUGGCAUACCAUCGACGGCCACCGUUACCAUAUUUGAUGAUGACCAUGCCGGCAUCUUUACGUUUGAGGAACCUGUUUGCCAUGUCAGUGAGAGCGUGGGUACAAUGGAGGUGAAAGUGCUGAGAACGUCUGGAGCUCGUGGUGUGGUCAUGCUGCCAUACAAGACGGUGGAAGGGACUGCUCGAGGCAGCGGAGAGGACUUUGAAGACACUCAUGGUGUCCUUGAAUUUCAAAACGACGAAAUCUUUAAAACCAUCAAGGUGAAAAUAAUUGAUGACGAGGAGUAUGAGAAGAACAAAACCUUCUACAUUGAGAUCGCGGAACCUCGCCUGGUGGACAGCAAUGAUGCCAAAGGUCAGGAAGAGGAUGAAAAGCCGAAGGCAGAGGGGGAGGAAGAAGAGCCCCUGACAGGAAAAGAUGAGGAGGAGCGACGUAUAGCAGAAAUGGGCCGUCCCAUGCUGGGAGAUCAUGUCAAACUGGAGGUCAUCAUUGAGGAAUCAUACGAAUUUAAGAACACGGUGGACAAGCUGAUAAAGAAGACCAACCUGGCUCUGUUGGUGGGAACCAACAGCUGGAGAGACCAGUUCAUUGAAGCCAUCACUGUAAGCGCAGACAGUACAUCUGGCAUGGCUCUGUGUUUAGUUCUUACACCUUCCUGGAGCAGGACAUCGGGUGAAGAUGAUGACGAUGAGGAGUGCGGUGAGGAAAAACUGCCCUCAUGCUUUGACUACGUCAUGCACUUCCUCACCGUCUUCUGGAAGGUUCUGUUUGCCUUUGUCCCACCCACCGACUACUGGAACGGCUGGGCUUGCUUCAUUGUCUCCAUCUGUAUGAUUGGACUGCUUACUGCUUUCAUUGGGGACCUGGCUUGUCAUUUUGGCUGCACCGUAGGUCUGAAAGACUCUGUCACAGCAGUUGUAUUUGUGGCACUGGGAACUUCUGUGCCAGAUACAUUUGCCAGUAAAGUUGCGGCCAUACAAGAUCAGUAUGCGGAUGCAUCCAUUGGUAAUGUGACGGGCUCCAAUGCUGUCAAUGUGUUCCUAGGCAUCGGGGUGGCGUGGUCCAUUGCUGCCAUCUACCACAACAGCAAGGGCCAUGAGUUCAGGGUUGACCCUGGCACUCUGGCAUUCUCCGUUACACUCUUCACCAUAUUUGCCUUUAUCAGCGUUGCCACACUGAUGUAUCGACGGCGACCAGAGAUCGGUGGGGAGCUUGGCGGGCCCCGGACUGCGAAGGCCCUGACCACCAUGCUGUUCAUCAGCCUGUGGCUUCUCUACAUUCUCUUCUCCUCACUGGAGGCCUAUUGCCACAUCCAAGGCUUUUAAGAGAACGGAAGAUGCCGAAGAGAAGGGUGGGACAGAAGAGCAAGGAUGGAAGAAAGGGAAAAUAAAGGAAUGGAUUGUUCUUUGAAAUUAAGGUUGUCUUAUUGAUCUAUUACUCCCUCCCUUUGUGCAAUAAAUUAAAUGACAAGUGAAUGGAUGUAUGUACAGAUGAAGGACUUUCAGACGCACUCAAGCAUCUUAAAACGCAGGGGAAGGAAGCGCAGAUGCGUGGAAGGACAUCAUACUUGAGAAUCAAAGAUACUACAGUAAUUACUUAACUGAUGGCAUUUUUCCUCACUCCACAAAUCCACACGCAUCAAGCUAUCUUGACCAAAUUUGUGUUUAAACACAUGCAAAUUUACUGAUAUGCAUAGAUGUAAUAAAUUUCUAUCAUUCCAGAUAAAUCAGAGAUACAAAAAUCCAUAUCAGUUAACGGAGUGAGGUGUUUAAAUGGAUCAUCAGUGCUCCAAGUGUGAAGAUGUGGCCAAAACAGCAUUCUCUGCAGACCUCCUCAAGUUGGAGCAAUGAUUCUCUUGUGUCCAGCUCCAAAACUGUCAGUACCUGCACGCAUGUCCAGACAAAGCUUAAUACACCAUAAGAACAGAAGGGAUGCUUGGCCACAUCCGUUGAUUGACAACAAACUGUUUGUCUGCAGAAGUAUGAGGUUAUGUUUAUGUGCUUAGGUACGGUCGGAAGAUGGUAAACUACUGUGAAGAAAAAUGCCUCUUGUUUUUGCUGUUGCUGAGUAAGACAAAAAUGCUAUUGUACUUGAGAUCUUCUUGACUAACAGCUUGUAGAAAUGCUGAAUUAGACUUCUGUUCUAGAAGGGGCCUGUUCUAUGGGGCAAACUUUGAUCAUUGCUGGGGUGGUACGUGUAAAUACUCUGACGCAGACGUAUAUUUCAAAUCGAUUGAUUCAAUUCUGAAUGUCCUAGUUAUGCCACAUGCCCCUCGAAUGGGCCCUCCUUCUGUUGCUUAAUACUGUAGAUGUAAAUGAUAUAAGGUCCUAUCUAAAUCAAAGUUGGUGGUGGGAGUUAAUAUGCUUUUACCUUUAAAAAGGCCAUGUCUGAGAAGGCAAACUGGCCACUCUACCGUUAAAACUGUUAGAGAAACCAUAGUCGUUGCAUUAAUAUCAAAGUUAAUCUUGUGUGUUUGUCUUUUUUCUUUUUUUAUGUGGGAGUCUCUUCUUUGAACUAUUGAGAUUUCCACAACCAUAUUUCAGUCAGAACAUUGUAAUAUAAUUUAAAAAAUAAUGCAGAUGCAAAUAUCUAAAAAAAACUGAUGGACUUUCUGUCUAUUCUGUUGGAAAGUUUGAUUCAUUCAACAACUUUGGACAAUUUCCUGUCUCCUAAGCAACCAGUUGUUCGCUGUUUAGUGAACUAUUUGAAUACUUCUAGUAUCAAGGGCUUCGUUACAACUAAUUCCUGAUUCUGCCUGUGGGUUUAUAAUUCCAAGAGAAGGUAUACAGUAGGCUGGUCAUUAGGGUGCAAUGUAACAGAUGCUUUUAACUUUGAACUUCUUUGAAUCUCACUUGAUAGGACUUUGCAUCAUAGAAUCAAUGAGUCUAGUACUAAGCAUUGCUUGAUUAUUGACCCCAAAAAUUAAAUACCUAGUUGUAGGCCUAUCCAACUUUGACUAAAACUGUGCUCUAAAAAAAGCUCAUCCUAAGUUCCUCCUUAAGCUACGUCCACUCAUAACAUUAUAUAGGUGUAGCUCAGGCCGAAUCAUAUGGGGUUUUAACCAUAAGGAUGUUGUUAACAGAAUUUAAUUUUAAAUCUGUUCCCAAACUGUCCAGUUUUGAAUAAUAUCCUACUCACUUGAUUAUGUAAAAGUAACCAUUCGGACUUCACAUCAGCGGCCAGGCUCUAGUCGAAACAUAAAAACCAUGAGAUUGAAGAAAAAAUAAUGCACAAUAUUGAUUACUAGGUUGUUCCCAUUUGAUGGUGAUGACUUUUGAGUCCUUAUUUAAUAGAAGCGAAUAGUUAAAAGGUUUUUUUAUUUUUUUUAUUUCAUUAUGUUGAUAGCAAGGACUGGCCAAAAGAAGCCAGUUACUCUAAAUGAAAGCCAGGGAUUAAAUACUAUAUUUAAACGGCUGAAAAUAAGACUCUUAAGACCUUUUUAUGUCUUUGGUUCACUGGUAAAAUCCUACAAAAAUCUAAUUUCGCUUCAUAAUGUUGGAUCCAAAAGAUUACCCUAAAAAUUCUUCGAGUUACUAUAAUGUAACAAAAUAAAAAUUCAGCACACUUAUAAGGACGUUUAGGAGAGGAAUUUAAUUGUCUGAUUACACAGAGGGACGGUGGUCCAAGCAAGGCUGGCAAUCAAUGGAAAGAAAAACAAAAUGAUGUUAGCACAUUAGCUUUGCUGUCUGUUCAUUCUGCCUACCAGAUAUCGUAAAAACAGCCAAAACUCAAAUCAAAACCAAUCAAUGGAACAAUGAAAGUCCCCCUGGGAUGUUGGAUGUUGAACAAACUUGACAUCAACAGGACAAAAGGAGCUCCAAACAUUAAUAAGCCUAUUUUGACUGUGAGAGAAGUUUAGACUUUUGACUGUUAUUUUGAUGAUUCAGCUACAACCAUAAAGAUCUCAGCGUACACAUACUUGUACUAUACCACUACUGUAUGCAAUUUAAUUGGCAAGCAUUUCCCAUAUGAUACGUUUUGUUUUUUUAUUGACGUAAUGUACAAUAAACAGUAUUUUAAACUUUAUCUGUAAAAUAAUUAGUCUGGACUAGUUGUAAACCGUUAGCAGUAAUUUUGUCAAAGACCAUUUUCGAUGCCAUUGAGAGUCGAGCAGAGGCCUUCACUGGAUGUAAAUCCAGAAAAUUCUGAAGAACAUUUUAAAUGUUCUAGUUUUUUUUUUUAAUAAUCAAGUAGAGUUGUAGAGGAUUAUAAUAGAGAACACUUGAUCGAAUAAAGAUCCAACAACCUGGCUCAGACAGCUAUUUGCAUUGCUAAUGAAACACAACAGCAGAAAAAAGGAAAUAUGUAAAACUCUGCAUUAGAUAUCAGUUGUCAUAUGAAGCCUUUGGAGUGGCAGUUUACCCCUAUUUUGCCAAAGGGACAUCUUUCUAUCCGAAAUAUUUGUAACCCAUCCCGUAAAAGAUUUUCUAAUCAACAUCUCUUUCCAAAAACACCAAAUAUUCUUCACAUUUCUUUAGGAAGCUACAGGAAAUGGGUGCUGUUUAAACCUAACCUUUCUAGUUAAAUUUGUAUGCAUUGGUCUCUUCACUGGCAUGAAGCUGAAGGUUUAUACACUGUAAUGAAUUUAAAGCAUACUUGUAAGGUGCAGCAAAAAAGAAGUAAAUGUAAUUGCAUUGAUUUUAAAUAACUCAAAGACAUGGAUUUCCUUAGAUGUUGCAGAAUCAUGUUGCAUUUCUACUUUAAAACAAGUGAACAGGAAUGAAGCACUUGCAGCAAUGCAGUUUUUUUUUUUACAUUCAUUCCAUUUGAUGAACGAUUUUACCAGAAGCAAACAUUUUUCUUUAACUAAAAGGCUGUUGCUCUCUUGCAAUACUAGCCUUGUUGCACACAUUUUCUGUAUACCUACCUUGACUGGCGGGCUUCUCUAUCAAGAAGCCAACGGCAGCUGUUCGCGCAGUUUGAACCAAGGUGGGAAACAAAUUUAUGGCUAGCGAAUUUGGUGCUGCCUCCAGCAAGUUUGUUAGCUGUGACUGUAAAUACCAAACAGGCAGUUUUCUUUUUUUAAUUUGUAAACCAUCUUUUCUUAGCAACGAAUUGCUAUAGCUUUCGAGUUAGCUUCUUGGCUUGUUCCUCCAUGUAAUGAGUCUAGAGCACAAAACAAAGGCAAUGAUGGAUUAAACAAAUGAGCUGUAGACUGCAGUCAUUUGCUGUUCAAUAUUAGGAUUUUAAAAUGAGCGAAAAGCCUUGCAUUGCUUCAUGUUGCUAAAUGAAACAUCUACAGAACAGUUUUCUUUAGCAAAGUUGCUUUUGAUGUAAACAGAUUUCUGUUUUAUGACUGAUUUAUGCAGUAAUUACAAUGUUCCUGUAAAAAAAAAUAAUCCAGUGGUGUUAAAUCAGUUGUGAGUCAUUAAUAAUGUUGCUACUAUUGUAAAAGUUGAUAUGUCUCUGUUGCCUAAUUCACUCCUUAACUGACCGACUAUCUAACAGACUGAGAAAUAAAUACAUGCAACACUGGAUAGUCAAACGAGGGAAAGUAAGGAUGGGGGGAUGGACACCCCUCUGGUACAAGAUGAGCAAAAAAAAGUACUGCUGGGAUUAGAAAAGAACUACCAGAGCUAUUCUCUACCUUUUUUAAAGUAACAUUUAACAAAUACAAUUACAGGACACCAACAAAGAGAAGACAGAAGGAAAAAAAAUGUGUGGAGGACAAAGAUGAAAAUAAAAAAACAAUGAAGUUACAGCCAUACAUUGAUAUCUGGGCCAGUGAGACACAAUGAACUCGUCCAGCCCAGCAUGUGUAUUGUUAUGAAGUCUUAUCUGUCCUUGUGUGUUUUCAUUCCCUUUUUCUUUCUAAAUGUCCUGCCAAAGUAACCAAAACAGGCAGUAAUUUUUCUGUUUUUCCUCCCAAAAUCCCACCUUCCUUCCCCCUCCGUCUCCCCCAUGCCACAUUUUCCAUGUUUUGGAAUGUCGAUGUGCUACUUGUUGACACUGUGCAUGAAUGAUGACAUGCCUGUACAUAGUUAUAGAUAAUCGUAUCCCAUUCCUAUGGUGUUGACGGGAAGAAGGUUUGAAUGUUGUACAAAUUCGGAUGUUUUCUGUUGAUCUUAGUUACAGUUUGUGUUGAGCUUUUUUUUUAAAUUGAAAUAAAGCUGCAAAGUCUCUUUGAAUUAUUUGCACAUCAUUAACUGAGAUUUAUGUUAAAAAGGCAAUAUCUGCUGUUAUUGAAUGAGAGAGAAAAUAAUGGGGUUAUAUAUCUUAAAUCUAUACGGGAGUUGCAUGAGUUCUUUGUAAAAAAACAGAAAAUGGGGGGGAACGUGGCUUGCUACUUCUAUUACCUGUAUUCUGACAAAUGAGGAAUACUGUAUGUACAUCUAAAUGUUAUUUUGUCUGAACAGAAAUCAUAUUGUGUAUUUACUGUACAGUGUUAUUAGUGAGAUGGCCUAUGUCGUCAUACACUAACCAUAGAGAAUUAAUUCAACAUAUUUAUUUAAAUGGAGAAACACUCAGUACACUCAAGAAUGACAUAUAUUGCCUUUUUGGGAAAGUUAAGAACUUGUCUCUCUCUCUACAUUGUCCCUCGUUUCCAUCAAUUCAGAUUUUUCUUUCUUAGGUGGUUUGUUUUACAUCUCAGCUCUGCUAUCUUGUUCCCCAUGUGCUUUAUUUUUCUGUUGGGUUUUUAAAGUCGAGUGGUUGCCGUGAGUUUCAGGCCACGUCGUGUUUUCUGUUCAUCUUUUUGGGUAUAGUAUGCCUGGCUGUUUUCCACACUGACUCAACAGUAUCUCCAUGCUAACUCCUACCCACCUGAUUUUCUGUCUUGUAGCUUAUUUUCUAGUGACACACGACAUAUCUGCAUGUGUCCUCAUUGGUCUCAAAAGAAUCAUUUGUAUUUGAGUCGCUAUCUGUCUUAUUCUGAACCAUUUGUUAUAUUUCUUGGUUGCUAAAUCCCUUUGCUUUCACAUUUCUUUUCUAAUCCCGCAAAUGCAUGUUUAACUACUACAACUCUUUCUCUAAUACAUUUAUUCUGUCCCGCUUUUACUUCACGUUUGUUGAUUUGGUGUGUUUUUUUGAAAAUGGAACAAUAACAUAAGUUAGGUUUGCAAUAAUAAUUUGGUUUUGUUUUUUAAUCUUUUAUGCCUCUUUUCUUUGUUGGCAUGUAAGUGUGUUUUUAAUUUUUAUUCAAUACCAAUGGGUAGGCAGAAAGUUGUUCUGUAUGUGUGUCGCCACUAACUGUGACUGCUCUCCAUGGUACUUCUGAUAAAUCCAGUAAAAUAAAGUUUGGGAUACCCAGUUUCAAAGACA
Girardinichthys multiradiatus is the source of this 9641-nucleotide messenger RNA. It is a transcript of the gene slc8a1b, whose product is annotated as solute carrier family 8 member 1b. The coding region runs from base 797 to 3706 and encodes 969 amino acids. The transcript is spliced from 12 exons. NCBI's taxonomy places the organism in Eukaryota, Metazoa, Chordata, Actinopteri, Cyprinodontiformes, Goodeidae. Gene Ontology annotation, biological process: calcium ion import across plasma membrane; cell communication; sodium ion transmembrane transport. Gene Ontology annotation, molecular function: calcium:sodium antiporter activity. The record is from RefSeq and is a predicted model, not a curated record. Gene Ontology annotation, cellular component: axon; sarcolemma; postsynapse.